Drosophila takahashii is the source of this 1163-nucleotide messenger RNA. Its product is annotated as transmembrane and coiled-coil domain-containing protein 6. The record is from RefSeq and is a predicted model, not a curated record. Lineage: Eukaryota; Metazoa; Arthropoda; Insecta; Diptera; Drosophilidae.
AUGGACACAGAGACGACUCCUUUAGAGAAUAUCCACCUCCGGAGCAAGAUCCGCGGAUACGCCCGGGACCAACGCCUUGAGUGCCGCAUGAAGGCGAAGGACGCGUUGCGCAUUGGACUGGGACAGGUGAAGGAGGAGGUGGCGGCGCUGGAGAGCCUGGGCACCAAGGACGUCGUUGGAAUGGCCGGCAGGAUCAAGCGGCGCAAGCACGCCACCUCCGAGGAUCUGUGCCGCCUGUCACUGGCCUUCCUCCAGGGCAACGACAACAUCAACGCCUUCGCUGUCAUCCCAGGAGCUAUUCAAGUGCUCGUUAAGGAGCUCACUGGCCCCCACAUCCAGCGCCACAUUGAUGCCGUCGAGUGCCUGUGCAAUCUUUCCCUGGGCGAGGCUCAUAUCUCUGAGAAGAUUGCCAGCUUAGCGGGCAGCUACAUGGUCACCUACCUCGAUGGCAAGGAGGAACGCCUUAAGAAGGCGUGCCUGUGGACCUUGGCCAACAUUUUGGCCACCUGCGAGAAGGCCGGCAGGACUCUGCUGCAAAUGCAACUGGUGCCCAAGUUGUGGCGGCUCUACAGCGAUCCCAAUGGCUGCCAAGAAGAUGCGGGCAUCUGCCUUUUCCUGGUGGCCACGCACUGCCUGCAACAUGUGAGCGCCGAGGAUCGACGGUACAUAGCUCAGAAUCUGCACGAGAAGAAGCCCGAGGAUCCCGCCAGCGAAUACUUCAUGUACAUAGUACACCAAAUGGAAAUUGUUGGGCAGGAUCAAGAAUUAGGUGCUCCACAAGCCGAAUGCCUGGUCCACUUCUUUGAAGCCACCUUAGCCUCAUCAGUCGGUAGCCUUUCCCUGAUCUACGCAGUGCGUGUGAUGGCCAAUCUGAUGGCCAAAAAGGAACCACAUCUUUUGGGUUUAAUGGCGGAGCCACAAAUCCUAGUAAAAACCCUAAAUCAGCUCUUUGCAUUGCGAGACCCUCAACUUAGCUUGGAUUUGAUGCGACUGCUCAGGAAUUUCCUGCAAUUAAACCUGUCAGAUUCCAACCAGUUACUAGAUACUUUGCAAAUAUACGCUUAGGAUUUAAUUAAGUCUUGCGAAUCUCUUUAUUGGUCUGAUUAUGCCUAUAAAACUAAAGCCAUGGGCUUUGAGUACUUGAGAAUGUGAAAUGAACAUGG